AUGGCGGAUCAGAUCCCCCAGCAGAUGCGCGCUGCAACCAUCAAGGACUUCAACCAGGGUUACGAAGUCAAGGACAUCCAGGUCCCUACCGAACUCGGCCCCAACGACGUGCUCGUCAAGAUCGCCGCCGCGGGCUACUGCCACACUGAUCUCCAAGUCCAGGAGGGUGUCUACGAGUCAGCCGGCGCCAAGCCCGGCCUCGUCGGCUCGCAUGAGCCGGCCGGUACCGUCGUGAAGCUCGGCUCCGAGGCCGGCAAGCAGGGCCUCAAGGUCGGCGACCACGUCGGUUCCAUCAACACGUACGGCUGCUGCGGCCGGUGCAACUCGUGCAACCAGGGCAAGCAGGUGUGCGACAACCUCAGCGGCAUGCUCGGCCUCACGCUCGACGGCGGCUUCGCCCAGUACAUGAAGGCCGACGCCCGGGUCGUGGCCAAGAUCCCCGACUCCAUCCCCUGGGCCGAGGCGGCGCCUCUGUUCUGCGCCGGCGCCACCGUCUACGGUGCCCUCUGCGCGGCGAAGCCCGAGAAGGGCCAGUGGCUCGCAAUGGUCGGCAUCGGAGGCCUGGGCCACCUGGGCGUCCAAUACGCCAAGUCGCUGGGCUGCAAGGUCAUCGCCAUCGACAACCGCCAGGAGGCCCUCGACCUGGCCAACGACGUCCCCUCCCACCUCAAGCCCGAUCGCACCGUCCUCAUCGACACCGACGAGGCCAAGGAGAAGGCCGUCAAGGAGCUCCAGUCGUCCUUCUACGACACCAACCCGGGCGUCGACCGCGUCGUCAUCAACACGGAGGGUCGGCCGCUGAUCAAGUUCGCCCAGCAGUUCCUGCGCAAGGGCGGCGUGCUCGUCGACGUUGGCCUCCCCGCAGAUGGGCCCUUCGAGGUCGACGCUUUCGCCCUGAACUUCAAGGAGCAGACCAUUCGCGGCGCGUUGAUCUGCACCCCCGAGCGCAGCCGGGAAAUGCUGGAGCUGCACGCCAAGAACGGCUGCAGGACACAUGUCGAAAAGACGUUCAGCGUCGACCAGGCCAACGAGAUGGCUGAGCACUACAUGUCCAAGCAGCUCAAGGGCCGCUUGUGUAUGGUCUUCUAAAGGGCGUACGGGAAGCGAUGGAUGGAUUGGUGCAAUGAUACCUUUGCUUGUAUGGAUUAGUGGCUUUCUGGCGAGAUAAAUGAUGAGAUGACAACAAUGUACAACACAUUCUACCCCCCAAGUAACAAUUGUAAUGAUCCCGCCAUCGUGAGAGUGGAUGCAGAACGAACCUGUUGUACGGUGUAUUGUCUAUGGUGUACACAACCAGACUAGUUCUACACACAGUUCUUGUUUCCGGAAAUCAUCACGAGCAAAGUUGCCAAGAUACCCAUCUGUGUUAUAUACAGAUCUUAACAUACCAACCAGCUGCUACGAACAGCAACUCGUGUCCAUCUCUCAAGUCAACCCCUCGACAUUCCCUCGGCCCGCAGC
This is a messenger RNA of Colletotrichum destructivum, 1461 nucleotides long. Its product is annotated as Putative GroES-like superfamily, alcohol dehydrogenase-like, NAD(P)-binding domain superfamily. NCBI's taxonomy places the organism in Eukaryota, Fungi, Ascomycota, Sordariomycetes, Glomerellales, Glomerellaceae. The record is from RefSeq and is a predicted model, not a curated record. Gene Ontology annotation, cellular component: cytoplasm. Bases 1 to 1089 code for a protein of 362 amino acids. Gene Ontology annotation, molecular function: alcohol dehydrogenase (NAD+) activity. The transcript has a single exon.